This is a messenger RNA of Neodiprion virginianus, 4085 nucleotides long. Its product is annotated as protein FAM114A2. Lineage: Eukaryota; Metazoa; Arthropoda; Insecta; Hymenoptera; Diprionidae. The transcript is spliced from 4 exons. The coding region runs from base 397 to 2538 and encodes 713 amino acids. The record is from RefSeq and is a predicted model, not a curated record.
UCCAUCGAAUGGCUCCUCCACCGUGGUGCCCCAAUGAUACGUUCCUGGUUAGAAAAAUGACGAAGGCGCAUGCUUGAGGAGCGGAUGACUUCGCGGCCACGUGACCAGUCUCUUUGGCACGAUAUGUGAUCCGUAUAUGUGUACAAAGAGAAUUCCUGAGACAGGUUCGAUAUGUUGAAUAUAAAAAGAUAAUAAAGAACUGUUUGAUUAAAAUGUCGAGCCGUUUAAUGAGUCUUUGAAUUGUCUGCAAAAGUUAAAACGGAGUACUUAGAAGAAGUUAUUUAUUUUUAUUCCCAGCACGACGAGCGUCACUCUAGCUACGUGUCUCUUCGUCGAUCAGCCACGAACAGCAGGGAGAGACGAGAACUGGCGUUCAAUUAAUCUCUGGCAAGUAAAAUGGCAACGUCAGAAAGUGACGACUUCGAAAGCGCUGACGAGGAAUUGGACAACCUUUCGGCGCCAGCUAAGCGCGUUUCUCCACGUAGAGCCCGGGCUGUCGUCGACUCGGAUUCGGACGACACGGACUGGACCUCCUCAAAGAUUGACCCCUCCUACGGAACCCUGGGCACAUCUGACACCAAGAGAAAACGCGCCUCUCCAACCUUCCCAAAACACAAACCAAGCUCUAUUCAAGUCAGCUUGAAGAACCUAGAGAGCGAGGGUAAGUCUGAUGACACCGUUGACCCGAAACCAGCUCUUAGCCAACCGCCAGCGGUAUCGCAAGCUGGGAAAGAAGCGUCGUCGGAAUCGAAUACGUCCCAAGAUUUGUCGGUACCUGAUGAGAAGAAGCCAGAGCCUUCGAAUGAAACGGGAAAAUCAGGCGGUUCUGUACUACCGCCAAAAACUAAGGAUGAACGUCAAGCCACUUCUGAGUUGUCGACAACUGCCAGCGGCAAGGAUGAGGUAGAAAAACCAGUCACAGAAACCGUCAGCAGACCGAAAAGAGAGAGACAGCAGAGACAGCAAAAGCAACGGGAGCCUAGGUCUCUCGGGGAAAAGAAACUGGGGUCUAAGAUCACCUCAGAAGAUGCAAAGCCCAGAAAAGUUGAAGGGGCGGUAAAGUCUCCUAUAGUCGAAAAAUGCUGGGAAGAAUUGGAUGAUAUUUUGUCAAAACCCCGACCCGACAUUGAACAGAGAAAGUCCAAGUGGGACAGCAGUUGGGACGAUCCAACGAAACCGAAGGGCGCAGAUGAAGAGAUAGAAGAGAAUAUUGAGGUUCCGGAAGAGUUGAAAUCGAAUAAAAAGUUCAAAGAGGUGUUUAAGUCCGACGGCUGGGGAGAUAUAGAUGAGGAUGUAGAAAUCCCUGAUGAAAUGUCAGAGGAAAAGAUUCUCCCUGUAUUAGACAAGCUAUCCUUAGCUGGCGAAGAACAGAACAAAAAUGCCGGUUGGGGAUGGGGUGGAUGGGGCGUCAGUUCAUUGAUAAACACGGCGUCGGCCGGAGUCACUAGCCUAACGAACCAUGUGAGUCACGGAUUGACGAUGCUGGAAGAAAGCAUCGGUGUUCCAGACCCUGAAGAAUUGGCAAAAACUGAAGAGAGCGAGACCGAAGGUAGCAAGACCGAAGGUGUUGCCGACGAAAGAAGUCAACUGGAAAAAGAGCCGUCUGAUACACAAUCUCAAUCAUCAUUUGGUUUUGGUAAUCUGAUGUCCGGUGUUUCUUCUAUAACAAAACUUGUCGAAUCGACAAGUAACAAAGUAAUUGCUGGAGGUUUGGACACGCUGGAAACAAUUGGUAAGAAGACAAUGGAAGUAUUACAAGACGGAGAUCCCGGACUCAAGAAGAAAAGAGCUUUCUUCACGCAAGACAGUGACAAGCCUAUAUUAUCACAAAUGCUUAGGGAAGCUAAGGACAAAGCAGAAACAGAAGAGAAAACUUUAGAAGAAAAACAAUUGGCUAGAAAAGUACACUUUGAAAGUCUCUUCGAUGACUAUCAGGGACUUGUACAUUUGGAAGCGCUAGAAAUGCUGUCUAAACAAUGUGAUAUCAAGAUACAGCAGCACAUGAUCAAUUUAAAUGCCGACGAGUUGUGCUCUGUUCAAGAGACCUUAGAUGAGGUAAAGGAACUGUGUGAUUUGGGAGACGACGACGGAGAUGAUGUACACGAGACUGAUCUUCAGGAAAGAUUGAAGGGAGCUUGUAAAGACCUUGGAGUGACUAUGACUUACGAUAAACUUAUUGACACUUGGGAACAAACAAGGGCCUACCUUUCAACUGUGAUUUCUACAGAGUCAGUGCCUGCUGAUAGAGAAGUGUUUCAACGUGCCAUUUCGACUCUUGCUCAAUUCACAGCACUUUCUGUAGAAAGAUUUCACAAAACGGCAGAAUUACUUCUUGUCAAGGAAAGACGUAGCACUGUAAACGAAGCCGACGCUUUGGUUCAGCUCACCAACAUUUUAGCAGGCGAAGUUGGAGUCAUUGCUAACCUGUUUGCAGACAAGCUGAAUGAGCGUGUUAAACAUUCAGACAAACCAGACGCCACAAAUGCUAAUAUCACCACGAUUUUCCUCGAGUUGGUGGUUUUUGAAGUUGAAAACUGAAGUUGGAGUCUGUUGCUGAUAGGGAAGUUGCCAAGUUUGACGGUGUGUUAAAACUCAAACCUGUUGCUGGUGGUUUGGCAGACGCACCAACUGAAAUACUACUGGCUGUUUGUAAUGACGUUGCAUUACCCCAAGCUGAAACAAUUUCAUUAUUACAUCGCCUCUAGAAAGUAUUACAAAAUUAAAUUUACACACACCUUGAGGGCAGUAAACUACCUUUUAAGCUCUCCGAAAAUAGGAAAAAAAAUGUCAGCGUAUAUAUUAAAACCGUUAUUACAUUUCUGUAUUGAUUUGUGUUCCAUAAAAGAAAGGCAGCCUCCAUAGGUAUCCCAUUACUUGAUUUAAAAUAAAUACAAUCCCCCUUACUUAAAACGACAUAACAUUACUUUUACGAAGCACAUUGCAUUAUUACAUUUCUGUAUUGAUUUGUGUUCCAUAAAAGAAAAGCAGCCUAGAUAAAUAUCCGGUUAUAUUGAUUUAAAAAAAAAUUAAAGACUCCCUUAGUUGAAAAAACAAAACAAAAAUUUGACAAAGCACAAAAUCAAAUGGGUAAUAUUUAAAUAUAUCUAGGUGUGCUCGGGAGAAUCCUAACAGUACAUUGUUAGAAUCAUGCAUUUUUCUUGUCCAAGCAUAAGCCUGUUCACCUAAAGCCAAAGCAAUUUCAGAUGAAUUUGAUAUAGGGAAUUAAUGAAAUCUGAUUUUUAAUCACCAUUGCGAAGACAACAGUUAUAUAACUAUGCAUAAGAAUGAGUGAAUAAAAAAUUAAUACAACAAUAUGUUGUUCAUCAUAAGCAUAUUCUUUAUAAUGGAUGCAAGAAGGUUUACUGUUCAAAUUAAAACAAAAAGACAUUCCUAAAGCAUUUCCGUCACAUGGUCAUCCCAUAUUAAAUGAUGCGAUCAUUCCGCGUCUUUGUCUGUGAAUCGGCUGUUUUUUUUCCCUUCAUAACUCAUGAGAGAUCUACGAAAUAUUAGAUUUCUCAAAAAUCUAUUGAUCGACAUAUGAAUUUUCAACGAUUUUAGCAAGAAUAACCACUAGUGAACUGCAAGAUAGUAUGUUUGUGGUUUACUGGCGAUUAUCGUUAAUAAAAAAGUGAAAAACUCGUGCAUGUUUCAAAAUUAUUUUGAAAAAUCUGACACAUUUGGUAGUUUCAUAUGAAAGUAUUCCACUGUCACUAGUCAUAUUCAAGGGAAUUCGCAACUGUCAAUAAGAUUAUAAGUGUCUGGUUACUUUUUAAAUAACAGAGUCGAAAGCGAGUGUAUAUGUAAUUUACAUAAGCAUUGAAACGAACUGAAUAGAGGUCCUUUGCCAAUUUAUAAUUUUGUUUCUUUACCAGAUCUUGUCUGUAAUUUGUGUUCAGUCAUUAUAUAGUUUCAGAUCAAAUGUGAUGUACAAAUUACAAAUAAGGUGACCAAUUUUUAUUCAAUAAUGUCUGUAAUAGUAGCAUCUAAAGCAUGAAGUUAUUUUCCAUGCAAGGUUUUUAGUAAGGUAAAAGCUAUUCAAGCUGUACUGUCCCUUCAAAUAGAAAAAUUAAUACCGUUACAUUCAA